This is a messenger RNA of Mercurialis annua (annual mercury), 2166 nucleotides long. Its product is annotated as pyruvate kinase isozyme G, chloroplastic. Gene Ontology annotation, molecular function: pyruvate kinase activity; magnesium ion binding; potassium ion binding. The record is from RefSeq and is a predicted model, not a curated record. The coding region runs from base 184 to 1875 and encodes 563 amino acids. Gene Ontology annotation, biological process: glycolytic process. The transcript has 12 exons. NCBI's taxonomy places the organism in Eukaryota, Viridiplantae, Streptophyta, Magnoliopsida, Malpighiales, Euphorbiaceae. Gene Ontology annotation, cellular component: chloroplast stroma; cytoplasm.
AGAAAUAUCAAAGUGUGGCAGCCGCAGCCAAGUGUAGCAACAAACUCUGUUUAAAGAGAAGAAGCAGACCACAUGCAAUACCUAAACUGAACACAAUACAUUCACUUGUCAGUUUGUCACUUUCAACUCUCUCUCUGCACAAAUUCUUCUGUGGCUUCUGUUAUUAUUAACACAAAAACUUCCAUGGCCACCAUUUUUAACCAUAUUUCUGCAACAAUGUCAUCUACCAACUUCACUGAUAUUUCUUUUCUGGAACCUUCAGUUACCACUAGAAGAAAAAAAAUCCUCAAAAAUGGAAACUUUUCUGUUAGAUCGAUGGAUAUAACCCAGAAGAAUCCUCAAAGAUGGAGAUUUUAUUCAGCAAAUGGACCUUUAACAUCUGAGAAUCUAAGCACUUCUGUUGAGGUUCUGACCAGCAGCCAGAUACUGGGGCAGGAAAAAAUGAAUUCAAAUGGUCAAAGGAAAACAAAAAUAGUCUGUACAAUUGGUCCUUCUACAAGCUCCAGAGAAAUGAUAUGGAAGCUAGCUGAAGCUGGAAUGAAUGUGGCCCGUUUAAAUAUGUCACAUGGAGAUCAUAAGUCUCACCAGAAAACUAUUGAUCUGGUUAAAGAAUUCAAUGCUCUUUCUGAUGACAAGGUUAUUUCAAUUAUGCUUGACACCAAGGGUCCUGAGGUUAGAAGUGGCGAUGUGCCUCAACCAAUUACGCUGGAGGAGGGAGCAGAAUUUAAUUUCACCAUUAAAAGAGGAAUCAGCACAGAAGAUACUGUUAGCGUAAACUACGAUGACUUUGUGAAUGAUGUUGAAGUCGGGGACAUUCUGUUGGUGGAUGGUGGAAUGAUGUCAUUAGCUGUGAAGUCAAAGACAAAGGAUUCGGUUAAAUGUGUUGUAGUUGAUGGUGGAGAACUAAAAUCCAGGCGACAUCUAAAUGUGCGUGGAAAAAGCGCAAAUCUUCCUUCUAUUACAGAUAAAGACUGGGUAGAUAUCAAAUUUGGGGUGGACAAUCAAGUUGAUUUCUAUGCCGUCUCUUUUGUAAAGGAUGCGAAUGUAGUCCAUGAGUUGAAAGAUUAUCUCAAAAGCUGCAAUUCCGACAUUCAUGUGAUUGUAAAAAUAGAAAGUGCUGACUCCAUAAAAAAUCUUCAUUCUAUAAUUUCUGCAUCUGAUGGGGCAAUGGUUGCUCGUGGAGACCUUGGUGCUGAACUUCCUAUUGAGGAAGUACCAUUGUUGCAGGAAGAUAUCAUUAGAAGGUGUCACAAUAUGAAGAAACCAGUGAUUGUAGCCACAAACAUGCUGGAAAGCAUGAUUACUCAGCCUACACCGACAAGGGCUGAAGUUUCAGACAUAGCAAUUGCAGUACGUGAAGGUGCUGAUGCAGUCAUGCUUUCUGGAGAAACUGCCCAUGGAAAGUAUCCACUGAAAACUGUAAAGGUCAUGCAGACGGUGGCUCUAAGGACAGAGUCAAGCAUGCCCGUUAACACAACACCUCCAGCUCAAGGUGCCUAUAAGGGCCAUAUGGGUGAAAUGUUUGCUUUCCAUUCCACAAUUAUGGCAAACACUCUUAAUACACCCAUCAUUGUCUUCACAAGAACAGGAUCCAUGGCUAUACUUUUAAGCCAUUAUAGACCUGCAUCAACAAUAUUUGCCUUCACAAAUGAAGAGAGGAUUAAACAAAGACUUGCGCUUUAUCGGGGUGUCAUGCCAAUAUAUAUGAAAUUCUCUAGUGAUGCUGAGGAAACCUUCUCACGAGCACUUCAACUGUCACUGGAUAAGGGUCUCUUGUUUGAAGGCCAAGAUGUAAUUCUCGUCCAGAGUGGGGCUCAACCAAUAUGGCGUCGAGAAUCUACUCAUCACAUUCAAGUUCGCAAGGUCCAAGGCUGAUAUAGUACCGGUAUAGGAUUUUAUUAGGUAUAAAUCAUUUUGAAGUAGGAUAUAUUUGUACAAAAUGUUAUGUUUUUGAAGUAACUAGUGAUCUUUUCCAACUAUAGAUCACUUGAUUCUUUUACCGGAGAUGGGAAUAUCACACAGUUUUGCAAGAACUUGUUGUUGUCAACACAUACUGAAAUAUAUGUUUUUCAUUGCUCUUUGAAUCUUCCUUGAGCUGUACUUAAUGGGAUAUUUUGAUCCUAAAAAUAAAACUGGUUCCUGAAUGCAAUAUUAGUAUAUUACACA